This is a messenger RNA of Cannabis sativa, 1442 nucleotides long. Its product is annotated as F-box protein At5g36730-like. The coding region runs from base 176 to 1303 and encodes 375 amino acids. Gene Ontology annotation, molecular function: protein binding. The record is from RefSeq and is a predicted model, not a curated record. Lineage: Eukaryota; Viridiplantae; Streptophyta; Magnoliopsida; Rosales; Cannabaceae. The transcript is spliced from 2 exons.
AUCAAACUCCAUUAUUCCAAAAUUAAUCUCUCAAUAUUAGUUAUACUAGUAUCUACCGAGCCACAACUUUGAAAUUGAAUUUUGUGAGAAAGAAAGUCCAUUUCUCAUCUCCAAGAUUUCUUCUUUGGUUUUCAACUUCAUCUUCUCCCUGCUUCGAUUACAACCUCAUUGGUUUAUGAUGGCAAGCUUCUCUGAUUUGCCAAGUGAUAUAUUAAUGGAAAUCUUGUUCUUGGUACCACCCCAUUCUGUGCUUCAGUUAAAAUUUGUGAACAAGUUUUACUAUUGGGUGAUCUCGGAUUUCAUCAACAACCCAACAUUUGUUUCCAAGCACCUCUCCAUUACCAAAAACCAGUCCUCUACAUCCUUAAUUUUCAAAGGACCUUUAGUCCGUGUUAGUGAUCACUUAAUCUCAUACCCAUCAUCGACUGUAAUAUAUGAUGAUGAUGAUGAUGUUGUGGUGAACUAUUCUGUUACACCUAUCACAAGAUAUAUUAGUUUACCACUUAUUCAUGAUGAAAGGUGCAAUGAUGAGAAUCAACAUAAUCGGUUAUAUCACUGCGAUGGACUCAUUUUACAAGUAAAUACUCUUGGGAAAAUGAUGUUAUGCAAUCCUUUUUUGAAAGAAUUCAAGAUUCUCCCAGAGCCAAAUAACAUUAUACUUAGAGGGCCUCAUCCAAAGAUAGGAUUUGAAAUUGAUUCCACAACCAAUAACUACAAAUGUGUCUCUAUCUGGCUCUAUGAUCAAGAUUGCACAGUUGAGGUCUACACACUUGGUUCUGAUUCUUGGAGAGAGAUCAUCAUGAGGGAAAACAUUAAGGACAUUAUUAGAGGUACUACACUUGAAGAUGGUUUAUGUUGGAGAGGUGUUUGUUACUGGCUUGUGAAGUUUUUUAAUGAUAAAUAUAAACAUAUACUGACUUUUGACAUGAGGGAUGAGAAAUUUGGCCUCAUCUUAGAUUUUCCACUUGGAGCUUUGCUCACUUGUCAUUUGCCUCACCUGUCAAUGUGGAAUGAUUUACUUGUAUUGUGUUGGAAAGCCAAUGCCAAUACCCUUUGUAUCACAACCUUGAAUGGUACCAAAUAUGUUCACCUUACAAAAUUUGAAAAUCAAGUUCGUGUGUUACCAUUUUCGAAGAAGGAUGAUAUUUUAAUCAAAGUCUGGAGAGAUUCUAUGACUGAAACGAAGUUGGUGUCUUACAACCUUCUUAGACACAUGUGUAGAGAGUUUGUUUGGGAUGGAAACACAUUUGCUUUUUUUGAAUGUUUCUAUGUUAAGAGUUUGGUUUCUAUUAGGAGAUUUUGAGUUGAUUAAAAAUUGUAAUGUAUUGAUUCAGUUUUUGUGUUAGUGAUCUCAACAUGUAAAGCUUUUGUGUUUUUGGAGUAAUUGAUGUGUGAUACUUCUUUGAUCAUCUGUGACAAUGAGAAAUUCCUUCUUUAUUCAA